AUGAAAAAGAAUAGUAAUGCAAGCGAAAGCAUUAUAUAUAAAGAAGAAGGAAAUAAAGCAUUUAAAAAUAAAAAUUACGAAGAGGCUAUAUUAAUGUAUACGAAUGCAAUAGUAAAUUUAUUUUUGAAUUAAUUAAAAAAUAAAUAAAAAAAGGAUUUGGAUUAAACAUAAAGCAUUUUUUAUUCAAAUAGAUCUAGGGUGUAUAAACAUUUAAAUAAAAUUGAUGAAGCUAUACAAGAUGCCUAAAAAUCAUAUGAAUUAGAUGAAAAAAUAUAAAAGCACAUUUAUUAAUGGGCUAACUAAUUGCACUUAAAUGUAAACUAAAUCCAGAAAUUAUUGAUUAAUUAGAGAUUUCUAUUAGUAGAAUGACUAAAGGUUUUUAUUU
Molecule: messenger RNA, 385 nt
Organism: Ichthyophthirius multifiliis
Lineage: Eukaryota; Ciliophora; Oligohymenophorea; Hymenostomatida
Exons: 2
Molecular function (GO): Hsp90 protein binding
Source: RefSeq, a predicted model, not a curated record